This is a messenger RNA of Pochonia chlamydosporia 170, 1350 nucleotides long. RefSeq names its product major facilitator superfamily transporter. Gene Ontology annotation, molecular function: transmembrane transporter activity. Lineage: Eukaryota; Fungi; Ascomycota; Sordariomycetes; Hypocreales; Clavicipitaceae. The transcript is spliced from 7 exons. The record is from RefSeq and is a predicted model, not a curated record. Bases 1 to 1350 code for a protein of 449 amino acids. Gene Ontology annotation, biological process: transmembrane transport.
AUGUCGAGCACAACCCCGUCGAGGGAUCAGCUGUCCAUCACGCCUGAGCCACAACGUGUAUAUUUAUCAACAUAUACAAGGUUCAGCAAGGGUCGGAAACUGCUGGUGACCGCAUUCCUUGCCUACUGCGGCUUGCUGGCCACAAUGUCAACAACCAGUGUGCUAUCUGCCAUUCCCGAAGUAGUUGAUACGUUCAACACCUCAGCAGCGGUCAUCAGCAUCAGCAACGCAGUCUACCUGGCCUGCAUGGGAGUUUCUGCCUGCCUUUGGGGUCCAUGGGCCGACAUGUUUGGAAGGAGAUCCGCAUACAUCUGGAGCACGUUGUUCUUCCUUUGCUUCUCCAUCGGCACAGCGGUAUCCCCAUCUCUGACAAGUUUCUUCGUCUUCCGAGGUCUCACUGCACUGCAGGGGACGGCGUUUCUGAUUCUUGGGUCUAGCUGCAUCUCGGAUAUUUAUCAUCCUACAGAGCGCGCCACAUCGCUUGGUUGGUUUUUGAGUGGCACCAUGAUUGGCCCGGCCUUUGGGCCGAUUAUUGGCGGUAUUAUCGUUACAUACUCACAUUGGAGGGUCAUAUUCUGGCUCCAAUCUAGCCUUGCUGCAGUGUCGUUUAUUUUUGCGAUAUUUUUCUUCCGGGAAACCAUGCAGGCACCGAUAUCAACCGAGGCCGGUCACGGAAGCGUUGUUCAAUUGAUCGGUGCCGUCGCAAGGAAGUUUAACCCUUCCAUGGUCUUUAAACUAUACAUGCAAAAACACAUGCUCUUCGUUAGCCUAGCCUCGUCCGCCCUCGUUUGGAACAUGUACUCGCUUCUCACUCCUAUUCGCUAUGUUCUGAAUCCUCGCCUGAAACUAGCAACCCCCCUGGAGUCAGGCCUGCUAUACAUCUCCCCCGGAGCUGGUUACAUACUUGGAACUCUUAUCGGCGGCCGGUGGGCUGAUCACACUGUCAAGAGGUGGAUGGUUAAGCGUGGAACGAGGUUGCCUGAGGACCGCCUACGUAGCAGCUUGGUAUUUCUCGGGAUUUUGCUUCCAGGCUCAAUGUUGCUGUAUGGAUGGACGGUUGAUGCUCGACUAGGCGGGAUACCUCUCCCAGUGAUCUUCAUGUUCUUCCAGGGAGUUGCGCAGCUCGCUGCAUUUCCCAGCCUAAACACAUACAUCUUAGAUGCGAUGCAAGAUAAAAGCGGCCAGGCUUCAGCAAGUCAUUAUCUUAUGCGAUACCUGUUUGCAGCGCUGGCCAGUGGUCAACUUGUGUUCAGGACGAAUAACGUCACAACCAGCAACGAGCUAGCUACCGGUUUUGUCAAAAUCAGCCGACUUCGAGGGUGCAGAAUGGUUUCCACCGCAAAGUUCUAG